This is a messenger RNA of Ictalurus punctatus (channel catfish), 3701 nucleotides long. RefSeq names its product NSE2 (MMS21) homolog, SMC5-SMC6 complex SUMO ligase (gene nsmce2). Bases 1463 to 2203 code for a protein of 246 amino acids. Gene Ontology annotation, molecular function: SUMO ligase activity; zinc ion binding. Gene Ontology annotation, cellular component: Smc5-Smc6 complex; nucleus. The record is from RefSeq and is a predicted model, not a curated record. The transcript has 7 exons. NCBI's taxonomy places the organism in Eukaryota, Metazoa, Chordata, Actinopteri, Siluriformes, Ictaluridae. Gene Ontology annotation, biological process: double-strand break repair via homologous recombination; protein sumoylation.
UACAUCUUCAUGGCCCAACAGUCCAAUUUCUUCUUUCAUCUGACCAGAGAACACUCCUCCAAAAGGCUGGGUCUUCAUCCUGGUGAUGAUCAAUCUUCAGUCUGACUUUUUCGUCGCUCUUGCACGACUUUGCCUUUCGGACCAGCGGUGAACGUACACACCUGGUACCUCCAACUCGGUCAACGCGGUGCAUUAAACUUUUGACCCGCUGGAAUUCCGAUAUAGUCGAUCGGAUCUUAAAUAAGUCCGUUUCCAAUCGAUGACCUCGGAUGUGAACAAACUAGAUGCGCUAAUUUACGUAAAAUAAAACUGUAUGAUAACAUGAACCGUGUGGAAAAACUGAGGUUGUGGAAUUUCUUCUGCCUAGGUGUAUGUAAACCUUUGGCCCCAACUGGAUUAUAAACUACAACUGCUAGAAAUCAGGCUAGACAGAACACACUCUAACCAAACAAACUAAUCCUACUUAGUGUGCUUUAAUGUGUGUUAUAUAAAAGCGACUUAUUGUCUAACGCUGCAUUUAUUCGAUUUAGAAGCAAGGAUGCCCUGCGAUGGAUUGGCACCCUGUCCAGGGUGUACCCCGCCUUGUGCCGAUGCUCCCUGGGAUAGGCUCCAGGUUUCCCCGCGAUCCUGAAAAGGAUCAAGCGGUAUAGAAGAUGGAUGGAUGGAUACUUCUAGAAGAGAAAAGUCCCAGGUUCUUACAGGAGGCGUUGUAACAUUUCCAGACAGGCAGGUGGUUCAGCUGCCUUGUAGCUCCAGGGUCCCCAGCUCAGGUUACUGUGUGUGCGUGGAUUUUCUCCGGUUUCCUCCCACCUCCCAAAAACAUACCAGAAGGUGGACUGGCUAAGAAACUCUCCAUAGGGGUGUGUGUGUGUGUGUGUAAGGGGCACUGUGAUGGACUGGACCUGUACUGCUGCAGUUUCUCCCUAACCUAGUAACACUCGCACUGAUGUUGCACUGUAAACUGAUAUAGCGACGGCAGUGAUACUAGUGUAUUCAGUUAUCGUGCACUUCGCCGCCUCACACCGCUCCACCCUGUCCUGAAGGUCUACAUCUCUCUGUGCCGAGCUGCAGCCUGCAGUGCAGAGAAAAGUGAGUUAGAGAAAACACACACCACAGGACUGCAUGGGAGGAGAACGAGGAACGAGGCUGAGAGAGACGAGAAAACAAAUCGAACGGUCUCUCAAUAGAAAACGGUGUGCUUGUUAAAGCCAAGUACGGUGUGUCUUGGACACUGAAUGAAAUAUGAAACAUUAUUAACACAUUCUGUGCUUGAAAGAACGUCCUGCUUUGCUUGACUGCUUCACUAUUGCCAGAUGUUCUCUCCAAAGCAAUUCAAAAAGUGAGGCAGAAUUCAAUCUGAGCAAAGAGCUGAGGGUGAAAGGUCUUGUUGUAAGCUCUGAAGCAGUGCCGAGAUGACUUCGGUUUCCAAUCCGACUCAUACAGUGCAGUGAAAGAAGGAACCAUGUCGGCGUCAGAGUGCCGUAGCAGCUGUUCCUGCAGCAGAGAGAUGUCCCUGAACACCAUUCAGCCCCAGCUGUCCUCUCUGAAGACAUGUCAGACGGACAUCAGCACAGGGAUGGACAUUGUGUCAGAAGUCGCUCUGGAUCUGGUCGAAGCUCAAGCUACAGAUGACAGUCCAGGUCUGAAGAAACUGGAUCAGAUGAUGUUGGAAUGUGCCAAACUGGACAGAGAGAUCAACUGCUUUGUGGAAUCUGUCGAGCAGAUGGUUGCUCAGGUGAGACACGAGCCUCCAGACGCCAUGUUCAAGCUGAAAGACUCAGUAAAGGAGCGAUUUGCUGAACGAACGGCUGCGGUCUCCGAUGCUGACGUUGAAAAACACAGUAAAGUGGUAGCCUUCCGAGACAGCAUCAGGAAAUCUCUGCAGCAAGUAAAUCAGAUGGCAGGAGGAAGUGUAGAAGAGGAGCUGGAUGAAGACAUUGCUGUAACACAGAGCCAGACGAACUUCACAUGUCCUCUUACCCAGGUUGAAAUGGUCAAUCCAAUGAAAAACAAGAAGUGCCAGCAUUACUACGAUCAGGAGGCCAUUCUGUCCGUCAUUAAGAUGAAGCAUACCAAUAAGAAGAAAUGUCGCUGUCCCGUGGUCGGCUGUGGAAACAUGGACGUCAAGGAAUCAGAUCUGGAAUCAGACCCGGUUAUGAGGAGAAUGAUACAGAACUAUAAGAGACAGAGUGGAAAGAGCUGAGUCGGACUCGGGGACUCGAGGCAUAUAUAUAACUUCACCCAUUGAGCAAAUGCAAAAAAAAAAAAAAAAAAGUAAAUAAAUUAAUUUUUCAAAAAAACAAUUAAAUGUUAAAUAUGUAUGUUCAUGAUCAUGUCUGCGUUCAUCAAUCUAGACAUAUUCAUACAUGACUCGUGCAGGGAUUUUAUUCACUGUGGACUUGACUCAUUGUUAAUCCCUGUAAAAACAUGUUUUAUUUCUUUCACAUUCACAAACUUCAAACCAGAGCCUGAUUUUUAUUCUGUAGAAACGUUACUGUAAUAUAAUUCAGAUCUUACAACAGCCAUGAAAGUUCAUCGUCUUUCCUCAAAUCGCACUGCAUGAGAAGGUGAACACUGCAGGAUACUAACACCAUCAGGGGUCCUACACAAUAUUCUGGUGUUGGUAACAAUUCACAGUGCAAAUCGUAUUUUUGUCUGCACCUUACCAGGUUUCCCACUUCAUCGCGACCAUUCAAACUCUCUGUGGAAACGGAGUGUUUUAGGAAACGGUUCCUGACGUGACUCUAAAAAGCACCUCGGGCGUCCGUGUCCUAUUUUUUCUGUAAAGUUUUUCAGAAGCGGGAUUGAUCGGGACGAGACAGUACCCUCCGUAGUGGAGUUUUUCCCUUCAACAGGUCUCCUGCUGGACACUGAAGUUAAGAAAACUCAGAUUUUCACCUUUGUAAAUUGGACUGAAUCCCUUUAAACACCAGCAAUGCCAACGGUGCGUAUAAAUCCAGUUGCAUUUAGCAUGAAGGAUGAAAUUUUACUUAAAGCAGGUUUUAUUGGUUCUUCUCAUCAUUCCAGCCCCUCAUAAUGACUUAAAGUAAUUACAAUAAAUUCUACUUGUAUUUUUAAAAAAAAGGAAUUCCUGAUUUGACCUGGUAUUGAAAACACUUGCGUGAUUAUGAAUGUGAACCAGCAUAUAAAUUUGGCCCAAGGCCAAUCCAAGCUCUGACGAUUUUUUUUUUUUUUCCUAGUCAGAGACAAAGGGACACGGAAACGUUCUUGGCAUUACAGUACAGCGCACUACCACUUAGAGAUGAGAGAUCUUGCAUAAGAGAGAGCUUGUUCUCUGCUUUUAUUUUAUACCUGAACAUUGACAGGGACAGAGAGUAAAUUACACUGGGGGAAAUAAGUAUUGGACGCAUCAACAUUUUUUUCAGUGAAUAUAUUUCCAAUGAGGUUAUUCACAUGGAAUUUUCACCAGACAGCAGUAUUAACUCAAGAAAUCCACACAUUAAAGUCCAUAAAUGAAGUUAUGUGUAAUAAAGAGGAAUGACACGGGGAAAAAUGACACGCUAACGGAAAUGUAUUUAAUACUUAGUGGAGAAGCCUUUGUUUGUAUUGACGGCUUCAAAACGUUUCCUGCAUGAAGAAAUGAAUGGGCCGCAGUGUUCAGGUGUGAUUUUGGCCCAUUCUUCUAAACAUAUUGUCUUUAAAUCUUGUUCAGUUGGAUUCAAGUCAGGUUAUUGACCUGG